This is a messenger RNA of Camelus dromedarius (Arabian camel), 638 nucleotides long. Its product is annotated as RNA polymerase II subunit A C-terminal domain phosphatase SSU72-like. Gene Ontology annotation, molecular function: RNA polymerase II CTD heptapeptide repeat phosphatase activity. NCBI's taxonomy places the organism in Eukaryota, Metazoa, Chordata, Mammalia, Artiodactyla, Camelidae. The transcript has a single exon. Bases 1 to 585 code for a protein of 194 amino acids. Gene Ontology annotation, cellular component: mRNA cleavage and polyadenylation specificity factor complex; nucleus. Gene Ontology annotation, biological process: termination of RNA polymerase II transcription. The record is from RefSeq and is a predicted model, not a curated record.
AUGCCGUCGCCACCGCUCAGAGUGGCGGUGGUGUGCUCAAGCAACCAGAACCGGAGCAUGGAGGCGCACUACAUCCUCAACAAACGAGGAUUCAGCGUCCGGUCCUUUGGAACGGGAACUCACGUGAAGCUUCCAGGACCAGCACCCAACAAGCCGAACGUUUAUGACUUCAAAACCACUUACGACCAGAUGUACAAUGACCUCCUUAAGAAAGACAAAGACCUCUACACACAGAACGGCGUUCUGCACAUGCUGGACAGAAACAGAAGAAUCAAGCCCCGGCCGGAAAGGUUCCAGAAUUGCAAAGAUCUGUUUGACCUGAUCUUCACCUGUGAAGAGAGACUGUACGACCAGGUGGUGGAAGAGCUGAAUUCCAGGGAGCAAGAGACCUGCCAGCCUGUGCACGUGAUCAACGUGGACAUCGAGGACAACCAAGAAGAGGCCACCCUGGGGGCGUUCGUCAUCUGUGAUCUCUGUCAGUGCAUCCAGCACACAGAAGACAUGGAGAACGAGAUCGAGGAGCUGCUGCAGGAGUUCGAGGAGAAGACCGGCCGGACCUUCCUGCACACCGUCUGCUUCUACUGACCACCACCCACCACGAGCCGUCUGUUUGAGUUUCCUUUAGUUAAUACUUCUUC